AGACACUGCCAGGCUCUGGCUAUAAAACCCUCUCAGGAUGAGGCCAGUGUCCUGCCCUGAUCUGGACAGUACCUCCUUCCUCUGUGCCAGGACGCCGUCAGGACAGGCAGCAGACGAGCCUCCAACAUGAACGACAUCUACAAAGCAGCGGUCGAACAGCUGACAGAUGAGCAGAAAAAUGAGUUCAAGGCCGCCUUUGACAUCUUCGUGCAGGAUGCGGAGGACGGCUGCAUCAGCACCAAGGAGCUGGGGAAGGUGAUGAGGAUGCUCGGCCAGAACCCAACACCGGAGGAGCUGCAGGAGAUGAUUGACGAGGUGGAUGAAGACGGAAGCGGCACGGUGGACUUCGACGAGUUCCUGGUCAUGAUGGUGAGGUGCAUGAAGGACGACAGCAAAGGGAAAUCAGAGGAAGAACUGGCAGAGCUUUUUCGCAUGUUUGACAAGAACGCAGAUGGUUACAUAGACCUGGACGAGCUGAAGAUGAUGCUGGAGUCUACAGGAGAGGCGAUCACUGAGGACGACAUCGAGGAGCUGAUGAAAGACGGGGACAAGAACAACGAUGGCAAAAUCGACUAUGACGAGUUCUUGGAGUUCAUGAAGGGAGUGGAGUAAUCCUGAAUAAGAGACGACCCAGAGUGUUAUUUUUGUAUUUCUCUCACGGCCAUCUGCUGGAAAAACUGGAAUCUGACUUUGGAUGCCACCGAGAGAUCCUUGGGGACGACUUUGCAAGAUUUAGUCAAAUACUGUAUCAGAAUGUUUCCUGUAUUUUUCUACCAUCUCUUGCAUUGUUGUAAAUACAGAUCGUAACUACUUUUGGUUCCCAUGUAAACUGAAUUUGUGUAAAUGUAUCCAAAUUACUUGUAUUUUCUAGAGAGGACACACAGUUUUAAAUAUCAUUUUUAAAAAUCUUAUCUCAGCCAGUUUACACAUCUCCUUCAUGAGAGGCUGACACGGUUUACCUGUGCAGAAAAUGAACGAGUGCACAAAGCAGAGCCUAUUUUCGUUUUCAAGCAGUAUACUCGAUAAGGUCUGUGUACUGUGCACGUUACGGUCAGCACAUCAUACACAACUCAACAAUUUUAAAGACACCCUCAGGACUUUUUAUUCCCCUCUCCUGUCCCUGACGGCCACAGCGUCUGCAUAUUGCUACACGACAUUGGAAUGUGCGCUCGUGUAAUAAACAAGAUGCAUUUGUCAAAACAA
Molecule: messenger RNA, 1203 nt
Organism: Hippoglossus stenolepis (Pacific halibut)
Lineage: Eukaryota; Metazoa; Chordata; Actinopteri; Pleuronectiformes; Pleuronectidae
Gene: tnnc1a
Product: troponin C type 1a (slow)
Exons: 6
Coding region: 127-612 (161 amino acids)
Cellular component (GO): myosin II complex
Molecular function (GO): calcium ion binding
Source: RefSeq, a predicted model, not a curated record